CUUUAGAUUUCAUGUCAGUGACAUGUUUUUUUUUUUAAAUUUUAUCAGUCUUCACUUUCAAUGAAAAGGCAGUGGAUUUCUUACAUUAGAUUUUGCAAUCAUAUAGAGUGCCUGCUGCUGCCCAGCUGGAUGACAGGUGCAGAAACCUAAACAGCCUCUUUGAAAACUGAAUACCUCGCUAAAAACACGUACAUUAUUUCAUUACAAGGGGAGCUUAUAGUAUGGGGUAAGACACGACUAUUUUUUUAUCCCUCUAUGUUCAGAUUGAAACAACUUUGACCUUCAACAUAUUUUACUCAUCUACUGGAAUUUUACACUUUGUUUCAUCACUCCGACUUUCAUUCUGUCAUCAUCUCUCUUUGUGGUGGUUCUGUUUUAAGACUUGGGAAUGUAAAAGGCUCCAGUUAAGCUUCAAAUGCCCCCUGUCCCCCACCACAACCCCCCCUCUUCUCAAUGAGAUGGAAACAUUAAUCAAUUAGGUUGGCCCUUAAAGGAUCUGAAGGAGAUGAAGCUCUCCUCUCUCUGAAAAUGAAAUGCCACAGACUUUUAAAUCCAGUCAAAGGGCAUUUUCCCCAAUCUUGCUCUCUUCUUGUUCCCCCCUCCCUUUCAUUCCCCACUCCCUGUUUCAUUCAUCUUCCCUCCCAUCCCCCUCUCAUUUCUCAUGUGCAACAUAAGUAGAAGGUUGGGGAAUGAGAGGAUGAUGAAGAAGAGGGUUUAUUCAGAAGUGGAAUGGGAGGAUGAGGGGAUGAUUGAGCUGUAAAAACAUGAUUAAAAGUAAUUUUUUGCAAUUGUGCACAGAUGUUUGGAGGAAUCGUUUCCAUUUUCUUGCAUCAAAACAGAAAGAAUUGCAUGCACAUUUCCUCACCUUAAUUCAAAGCUAAAUUUUAAUUCUAGUAACAGUUUGACAUUUUAAAAUUCAUUUCUUUUGGAAAAAUACAACCAAAUCACAAUGCACCAGUUAUAUGUCAGACUUGAGAGUGGUGCAUCAAAUGAUAAUCUAAUAAACUGCCAUAGAUAUCCACAUGAAUAGUCAAUAUUGUACGUGGUUGCUUUGCAUCUGGUAGAAAUUCAACAGCAGCUAAUUACUAGUAUGAAAAAGGGUCACGCAGAGGGUGGAGCAAACUGCAUGAAUGGCAGUUGUUUCAAUGGAUGAUUGUCCAAAGGAACAAGAGACAACAUAGUCCCAUUAUUGAAUGUCAGUGGCUAGAAAAGGUUAGCAAAGGUUCACCAUUGAGCAGCCCUUUGUGCUGCGUAUAAUUGUUGUUAUUCUGGAACUGACAUACAUAAUAGUUUAUUUGCACACUUUAAUUCGCUUGAGCUCUGGCACAAAGUGUUUCUGAAUUGGAAAAGUUUUUAUGUGCUGCAGAAACACAGUCGGACAGGGAAGGAAAUGAAAAGUACUGGUGGUCAAAACAACGUGCACAUAUGUUCUGAGGUAAAAAUCUAUUCCUUUGUAACAUUGUGGUCAGUGUUUCAAUUUUACGCAACACGAAACUACUUGCUGUGUCUAGGAAGUCUAGCUGUAACCGUGCAUCUGAGCAAUAAUGGUGCCUUGUUACCCAAAAUGUCAUGCCACCAAAUCCUGUCAUGUCACCAUUUCCAUUGUUUGUCUUGUUUCCUACUUGUCUGGAUUUGCGUUGUCUUCUGUGUAAGAUCAGAGUAGAACAGUUUUGAAGAGAAACAGGAAUUCAUUUUCGGUAUAUGGUUGAGUUAGAACAACCAAACUUACUGACCUAAAGGGUUUUUUAUUUAGGUAGCUUGACUUUAGUGGAAAUAUGAAAGCAGAAAAUUAAGUACCUCAGUACCAGUCUGAUGUAGCUUAAAUUGACAUAAAGUGAAAUUUAUUGCAUGAGAGGCAAUGUCAAAGGCAAAGUCAUUCAUAAAGGCAUUUAUAAAGGCAUUUACAAAGCAUUUUCACAAGCUGCUCUAUAACAAAGUGCUUCGCAGAACACAAAUGACACAAAUCAAAGCAAAGGUGAGUCUUUUUAGCAUAAUCAGUUUCCAUGGGUUUGACUUUUUUUUCCUCCCCACACAAAUAUGCUGCUUCUGUGUAAUAACUGCGAAACAGUUUUCUGUGUAGAUUCAGGUCAUUAAUGAGUCAUCUCUCUGCCUAAUGGACCAACUGAACUCUUUCCUGUUUACCAUUACUUUGCUGUUUGCUGUACUCUGGACAACCUUAUAUGGAAUUGCUAACAGUGGACCAAGGCAAUGUUGUUGCAAUAUUCGCAAGGGUGCUAAAUUAAAUCAGGGAGGUAAGCAGCAACAUUUAGGACUGCAAAUUUUGGUUAAAAGCAAUGUAAGUGGAUGCAAUAAAAAAAAAUCAUAGAAUAACCUUGCUCUGCUCAGAUGAUAGCAAAGAUAACACUUGACCUACAGAGGUCCUCGUGGUAAUUCCUGAAACCAAAGCACUGGCCUCUGUUUUACAGAAGAAUAAGCAUUAAUAUUUUGCAUAAAAUGACCAACAGCAAAAGUCUUGUGGUGUCUGAUGAAACUCCACCUUGACAGCUUCACUUCCCAUAACUAGUGGGGAACUGAAGCUCUUAUUAUAGUGACAUUAAAUAACACUUGCAUAACUCUGCUUAUUUGUUACAGAUGAAAGAGUAGGCUAAUGUGUGUUCUCUUGUGUAGGAGGAGGAGAAGGCCACUUAAGAAAUGGUGAAUUUAAUGUACGGUACAACCUCUGGAGGUACAGUGUCUAGAGGAUUUUUUUGUUACAAACCAGGCAUUUUUCAUCUUAUUCACUGAUCUCCGUCCAUUAUCGUUAGUUUGGGUUUCAUUUUGAUGCAUUAGGAGCCAUGUAGUUUGAAAAAAGGUUUAUUAUUCAAAGUAAUUAUCAUCUUUGGGUUGAAAAGAGCUUGUGUAAAACACACUACAAUCCACACUGAAACAAAAGCACUAAUCACUGAAUGGGUUGGUGACACACUGAACUUUAGCACUGGAGAGUUUGUUUCCUGUUUUAAAUUGUUUGUCAGCAAUGGAAAAUGUUUCUUUAAAUGGUAAAAAGCAAUGCGUCGAUAACAUUGUUACUCAAGGAAAAUACCAUUCCACUGGUUUAUAUACAGUUGAUGUUGAGUAACACACAUCCAGCAGAUGAGAGAAAAUGAACUUCAAAGUCAGCUGUGGUGAAACUGUAGCAAAUGUUAUCUGUCACUUAUCUACGUCACUGUCUAACAAACAGGCACAUUUUUGCCUAGAGGCUAGCUUGGCAUACCCUCAAACAGAGAAUGAACAGCUGCCUGCACUAAGUCCAGAUAACGCCAGCUGACUUGCUGUGGUUUUAUUCCCCAUUCUGUUAGCGAGAGGGUGAAAAGAGGUGAUGCAGCAAUGUACAGUAUGAGAAGGGUUUUUUUGGAAAUUCAAGCAUUUAAAUUUCAUCAAGUAGAUCCUGAAAAGAGAAAUUAGGGGCCUGCAAAUACUUAAACAGUAAGAACGAUGACCGAGGUACCCUAACCUUAACAAAGUGAUUAUUUUAACCCAAACCAUUUCCUUUUGAGUGGUCUUGUGAUUAAACCAGUCUAUUUUUACAUUGUAAAUAAGUAAGGUAUGGUUUUUUUUGUUGUUGUUUUCAGCAGUGACUUCUUUAAUAGGCUUGAAUGGUUUAUGUGUAACAUAUUUCCCGUUGCUGCUAAGCUGCUAUAAAUGCAAAUAACCUAGCAUAUAGUCAUUUAGGUUGCAGUCACUGGAUAAUGCCAAUAAAUAGCAAAAUUAUGCAUCCUUGUUAGAACAUUUCUCACUGACACACUGUCAAAUUCUCCCUGUAGUUACAGAAUCUAGCAAACUGACUCACAUUUGGAACUGAUGAAUCACCUUUUGUUUCUGUACUUUGUUGUCUUUGUCUUUUUGCUUCCUCUCAUACUGACAGUCUUAGAAUUCUAACCAGGUCAUUUAAAAUUCAGUCACUGUCUUUGCCGUUUGAAUUUGCAACUGAUCUUUAAACCUCAUCAAAGAAUAUAGGUGAAUUGUUAUAGGAAAACCCCCACUUUUGAUCACAUUUUUUUUGUUUGGUAUUUUAGUAAGAAUCCGCUUAGAACAUGUCAGUCCAAAGUCAACAAAUAACCCUGAAAAGCUGAUGAUGGUAAAACAUGUGCUGCAUCAACAUAACUGAUAAUUUGGUUUUUUUAGAGGUUUAAUAUUGCACAAGGUAGAAAGUUGCUACUUUUUGUGAUAUUUAAGUAAGUCACAGUUAAUUUUGAGUCCACUUUUUGUGUUCUUUAGGGAACCUUGUGAUAUAUGUGAGUUAAACAUUUACUUAAAAAACAGCAAAGCAGCAAUUGUUGAUAAUCAGUGCACAUUUCUAUCUGGAAGAAAAAUUAAAAGCUCACUUAAAUGGAAGCGGAGAGAUCUGAGGGGCAGAGUAGAAAAAGAAGUAAGUGUUUUCGUCUUUGUCUUCUGCCUCUUAUCAGUAAGUGCUUUAUUUUUAAGUGAAAUUGUACGUCAAUUACCGAAAAACGAAUGUUUUCUCUCCAAAGUUGAUUGCUUGCGUUUAGCACGAAGCACUGCAAACAUCAGUGAGGUCUUUUACUGCUUUAUUUAAAAAGGAAAAUUAUUGAGGUCUUAAAGUCAUUUUCAUCUAAAUGUUAUAUUUCUGCAUUGAAAAAUUAGUUAUCAAUUUAUGAAAAGUAAAAUGACUACAGCUCAGAUAAAGUUAUUAAACCAGCGCUCCUGACAUCAUCGAAGUACAAGCAAGGUUAUAACCCUUAAUGGAAACUAAUGUUUUAUUUUUUCCUCUCAUUUCCUGAUGCUAGCAGGAGCUCUUACCGUGGCAAUAAAAAUGUUUGUGCCACUAUUGUGCUGAAUGGAUGAAUAGAGGGUAAGCUGGAUGACACGAUUUGCAUUUUACACUGGAAAGUUUUUGUCCUUGAAUGUUAAAGUUUUCCUGACUAUGCCUCAGUUGUGUGUCAUCUCCCUUUUAUUUACAUGUUACACCAUUCUCUGUGCCCCUCCACCACACAUUAAUUUCUUCUCAUCUCGAUUUUUACCGGCAUCCUUCGCUUGCACUUUUUUCCACUUACCCGAUUUCUUCCACUACUUAUUUUUUUAAUCACCCAUUUUCCUAAUAUGUGGCAUGAGUCCUUCACUGUUCUGUUUCACGUAAGGCUGUAAUGCAAAAAACUACACGCAUUCUUUCCCAAUGAAGGCAUGAGUCCUCAUGUGCCAGAUAACCCUGUGUACUGUAUCCUCUGCUGUAAAAGCAAGCGACUGAGCGAACGAGUAACGGUGAGAGAGAAAGUGAGAGACAGGCAGAGAGGAAUCCAACACAGAGGUACAGAAUUGGAAGAAAUCAGUAUCCUUGUGACAGUUAACCUUAUGAGAUUGGAGUCAGGACAGCCUGAGCUGGCAGCUGAUGGCAGACUGCAACAGCAAGCCCAUGGUGCAACCCAUCUGUGCCUGGUAUUAACGCAGGCUCAAACCCCAGGGCCAGAGCCACCAUGCCGUGUGUUAGCAACAUGGACAUGGGCAGAGUCCUGAGGGGGCCAAAAAGUCACCCACUGGGAUAACAAUGGCAGCUUGGUUAACAUAAACACACUCUCAAAGUGAGAGAAAAAAUACACACUCUGCGCAAGAACGCAAGAAUAAAUUGCACAUAGCCAUAAGACUGAGCACACAACACCACUUCAUCCCAUUUGUAAAAAUACACAUUUGGCUGGGAGCAAGGUUAUUUUUUCUUAUCUGUACCUCGCUAAAGCUAUAGUUGUUCUGUGUGUGCAUCAUGCUGUGUUGACUGCUGUGUGAGCAUGUUUUCUAUUUGUCCAGCUGUGUGUGAAUGUGAUUAUGUGUGUGAAUUCAAGGGUCAAAAUUAGAGCAACAAUUUAUAUCGCCAUAGUGAGAAAAUCAGGUCAGGUGGAAGGGAAAACAUUUAUCCCUACACAAUGCAACAGAUGCCUGACACCAGUAAAAUACCUUAAAGUGGCUAAAAAUGUUAGGUUUUGCUGUGUCAGAGAAUGAUUUUAGCACUCUAUCUCUACAUAGCCAUGACUCCAUAGUUAGCCAGCUACUAUAGUUAGCUAAGGCAUCAAAAACCAACUCACAGAUUUCUGAAUGAUCUACAUUCCACUGUAACACAACCUAAAUACUGUCAAACUUUCAACAGCAUUAUUAAAUUACAAAAACCAACACACCAGAUAACCCUGGCAUAUUAAAUGAUCAGAAAACACAACAAGUGUCAAGAUACAAUAGUUUUCCAAGUCUCGAUGAUACCCAAUGUCUUAUGACCUCUAUCAAAUUUUGUCCCAUAAAAUGAUUAAUUUUACUGUUUGGUGGCUUAUAAAGACAACAACAAGAAAAAAACCAACAUAUUGUCCCAUUUCCCAACUAAGGUUUCCAAUCCAGUAGAUGGAAGCCUUUAAGCAUUUAUUUAUUUUGCACCUUCAGACUAUACAAAAUCAGGUGAGAACUGUUUUCCCCUCAGCAAAGUUGGGACUUCUAGUCUUCUAUUAUCUGAUGUGCCACAUUAGUGGUGAUCUGGUUUCUUCACAGAAGGGAGAUUUGUGACAUCAUAUGUGAGGUCAAGUAUUUUCCCGUUACCUAGCAAUAGGUAGAUGAUAAAUGAGACCACAAUAUGAGACCACUGACCAUCCACAUGGCUUCUGUGGUCCACUGAGAUAAAACUCCCGAGUUUGAAAUUGGACGGAUGAACAGUUGUGAAAUGCGAAGAAGAUACACAGAGAUACAGAGAUUCCUUUAUUUAUAAGUGAGAUGUAUUCCACUGGCUGCCGACCCACUGAAAUGCAUCAAAAUACAUAACAAUAUUUUUUAUUUAUAUGACAAAACUGCUGUAAACAACAUUUAAAUAAUGAAGUGAAGUGAAAAAGUUAAUGAGAUUCACCGUGAACUUUAUGGUCCAAAUUAUGGCAGCAUUAGGCUGCACAUCAUACCAAGUACGUCAUUUAAAUUCAGGGUCAUAGCAGGAAUCUCAAAGCAUAAAUUCAUGUUUUCAUGAAAAUAUAACAUAAAGCUUUAAAUUCCUAUUGAAUUGAAUGCAUUUGUAUUUUCUGUGUCUGUCAGAUAUAGUGUUAUCACACUAAAAUUAAUUAAAUAGUAAAGAUUAGAUGUUUAUAGCCAUUUUUAGAAAGAUGAACAGAGCCUGUGUAAGAGCUGAUUUGAUCAUUUCAAAGAGAUUUCACAAAAAAACUAAACAUUUCUACAGCUCUUUGAAUCAGCCAAAUGCCCACACCUCAGUGUUAAAUCAACUUGUGAUGCUCUCACGACCACGCAGAGAGGCUGUCGUUGGCCCACUAUCUGAGGGUCACUUAAACUCACUAAUAAAGACUUAUUCUUCACUAUACCUCGUCAAUCCUCCCAGCCCCACUGACCCUCUUCUCGCCUGUCCACCUCUGACCGGUAGAGGUCGCAGCCUAGCAGUUGCUGAGUGGACGGGAACGCAUGGAUGGAUCAGAGCGCUCCCACAUGACAAAGCUACAGCGCGUCUGGAAACGAGGAACGGAGAGCGGGCGUUUUGGGAGAAACCGUAGACAAGAUCAUUUCUUCACCUGCAGCACGCCCGGCUUGUUUCGCUGUCAAACAACUACACUGUUUAGCUUCCUAGUUUCAGAGAUUACUGAGGCGGACAGCUGUCUUUUCUUUUCCCCCUCUUUCCAAGUGAACUUUAUAGGGAUGUUAUAUAUGAGAGCAUCAGCGUGCAGUUAGGGCCGAAGUAACUGUAGGACGGAUAUAAAGACUGAACAUCUUCUCGUACUACUUUUUUGUUCGGUUUGAUACACAAAAGAAAAAAAAGAGAGAGAGACGUGUGUGAGUGAGUGUGUGUGAGUGUGUGUGUGUGCAGGAGAGAGAGAAGUCGCACAGGUUUUUUUUUUGGGAGCUACGUUUUCAUGCCGUCAGUCUUGCGGACUCUGAGAUGGACGUCAGAUUUUAUCCAGCUCCCCCUUCAAGCGUGGGUUCAUGUACGCUACCGACUGACUCCGGUUUGGACUAUUACCAUUCCAACAAGAGCAGAUACGGUGCUCCAGAUCGAGGUGUAAGGCUCUACAGUUCCCUGCCCAUGCGCCCAAACCCUGACGGCAAGAGACUGCCCUCUACUGGGUUUGAUGGUGACAACAUGUACAUGAACGAAAACAAUCACGAGUUCCUCGCACCAAACCAGAGCUACACAGGUCAGACAGGUGGCAGUGGGGGAGGAGGAGGAGGUGGCGGCACUUCAAGUGGAAAUGGAGCCGGGGACGAAGACUAUGAGAUCCCACCUAUCACUCCACCUAACCACCCCGAACCUCCUCUUCUUCACCUGAUGGAGCACGAGUCUACAGGCUACCUCGGUCACUCGUUGUCACACAAUGGGCUCAUCAACCCGUAUUCCUACCCAGAGCUGCCCACACUUAUGAUGUCGAACAUGCUGGGACAGGACAGCCACCUCGUAUCCAGCCAAAUGCCCUCGAUGCAGGAGAUGGCUUUGCACCACCACCAACAACAACACCAUCACCAGCAUCCUGAUGGCGCUCAUUAUGACCCCGCCCGUAACCACACCCUGAUAAACAACUCACCUCCGAUACUGCCCAACCCCAUGAGUGCACUAUCCCAGCUAAACCCACAGGUCAGCCGGAGUGCAGUGCCUCAUGGUUCCCCCUCACCUCCCGGAAGUAAAUCGGCCACACCCUCACCUUCAAGCUCCAAUCAGGAAGAGGAGACUGAUCCUCAUUUGAAGAUGGUCUUCCAGAUCACGGGUGAGAAGCGACCGUCUUCGGAGAUGAUGAAGCCCAAGCCCAAACCCCAAAAAAAGAAGAAGAAGAAGGAUCCAAACGAGCCUACAAAGCCUGUGUCGGCCUACGCCUUGUUCUUCAGAGACACUCAGGCAGCCAUUAAAGGACAGAAUCCCAAUGCCACUUUUGGAGACGUAUCCAAAAUAGUAGCCUCCAUGUGGGAUGGUCUGGGAGAGGAGCAAAAACAGAGCUACAAGAGGAAAACAGAGGCUGCUAAGAAGGAGUACCUGAAAGCCCUGGCCGCCUACAGAGCCAGUCUGGUUUCCAAGACAUAUAAUGACCCCGUGGAGACAAAAAGUGCCCAGACAAGUCAGGCUUCUCCACAUAUGAUGCCAGGCAACCCGCCGCUGUACAGUGUGCCACCUCCUCCCCAGCCGACAUCGCCAUACCUGGGGCCUGGGGCCUUCCCACUUACUGACCUGCAGAGCUAUGCAGGACACGCCCCUCGCCACACUCUGUCGCAGACACUCAGCCAAUCGCAGAUGCUGCCCAGCAUUAGUGCCUCUCCCCCUUCCUCCUUCCAGAUCAGCCCACCACUUCACCCCCACCAGCAGCUCUCCCUGCACCAGAGCUCACUCCUCAACCAGCCUAUCCGCAUGCAGCAGGUCCAGUCCCAGUCAAUCAUCUCUCACCAGAUGGGGCUUCAGGCCUCUCUUCACUCCCCACCUCCAGGGCAGCAGGGUUUUUCCCACCUCCAGUCAGAGUACCAGAAGAGCAUUGGGGGUUCCCAGUCUCCAGGAGCUCCUGGCCCUGGUCCAGGCCCUGGAGUGGCUCAGACCCAUGAUUGGGACAAUGAAUACUGCAAUCGGGAGUGUGGCAACCACUGCAGUGGCAACAUGAUAGGCAGGGACAAGCCACUCUACCUCACCUGAAACUGAAGAUGAUACUCUGUCGACAAAAACGACACAGAGGAGUCUACUCUCAUCCCCUAUUCCACUCCCCCACUCCUCCCCCAACCCUCCCAUUCUUCUUCUUCUUCUUCUUCUGACGUGCACACUUACAUGCAGUGUACACUUGACAUACAAACACACACACGCACAUGCAAACACACACAUGCCGCUUCACACACACAAUCACACACGUCACCACCUUUUUUUGUCAGUGUAAUUUUUAUUUUUCUCAGUUUCUAGAACUUGUGAACAGAGUUUGAUGACUACUGUCUGUACCACUUAAUGUAUUAGCAGUCCUCUUGCUGUUGAAAUUUGCCAAGCACUUAUAAAGCCUCCCCCCACGCCCUACCCACCCGACCCUCUCCCACCUUCUGAGUUGUGUGUCUCUGCCCCCUCUCUGAUACAGGCCGGGCUGCAGAGCACUUCUCUCGUGUGUCACCAUAAAGUCCCCUCAGGGACCCCAUCCAGCUUUAAUUAGAACGAGAAGAAAGAAAAAUAUUCCUUUCCUUUAAUCACUUUAUUUUCCAUUUGUUUUUUUCCUUUCUUUGUUGUUAUUGAUGCUGUUUUAUUUAUUUCUGGCUUGCAAAGCCGUUCCUCUUUUUUUGCCAGUAAGCGAUGGGCCCUGUUCUAUAGAGAAAUAUUAACAUUUAGUAGGCUCUAGCAGGCCUUGAUGUUAUCGUAGCUUUGCUUAAGGGCCUGCAAAUUAAUACAAAAGUCUGGGUGGAGAAGAGAAACAAAACAAAAAGAAUCUUUUUUAAUAUUAAAGACCUGUUGAGGUCUAUGAGCUGUCACAGUGUGAUUGUAAAUAUCACUUUUAUGGGAUCAAAUUGGGAAUUGGAAGUCCAGAUAGAUUUGUUUCUUCUUUAAUAUUACCUGUAAGUCAUUGUGUGUGCGUGUGUGCGUGUGCGUGUGUGUGUGUAUGUGGGUGGGUUUGUGGGCGCAUGCAUGCCUGGACGUUAGAAUGUACCACAUUCAUGACGUGUGCGGCUGAGUAUGUAUGUGCGUACAUGCAGGGACACAUGUGUGCAGGAGUGUCUCAGCGUUCGGGCGUCGAGUCUUUCUCGUGAAUUUUAACAGCCUUGUGCAGCUGGAUUUCAGAGGAGUAUUUCACACUCUCAUUCUUGCAUUAAAUCUGUGCUCACUGGUGUGUUUUUUUCCAAUAAAGUUCAAUCUAAAACUGAAUACACAAUAUGUGUCCUGCAGAUCAUUAAAUGGAAAGAGCCAGGUGAGAGAUAGAGAGCAAAGAGAUAGAAAAAGAGAAAGAAGCGCUGUGAAAUAAAAUGAGAUGUAAUGUUGCAGGUGAAAAAAAAUUGCCUCAAAAUGCCUGCCCCACCCUUCUGUUAUGUUGUCUGACCAUAAUGUCAGUUUUGUGUCCUUCUACAAUGAGAAGUGAAGUAAUGAAAUAUGUGAAUGGAGCCAUCACAGCCACAUUACGGUGACUUUUAUAACUUUCCAGUUGGUGUUUGGUUGUGUUGAUCUCAUCUUUUUUUAAACUUUUGUGUGAUUAACAGAAAUGCAUUUUGCUGACAAGACAUCUCGUUUUUAUCUCUUUAAGUGUAGCAUCAUUUCAGUUUUAGUUGCUGCAAAACUAUAACAUUUUAAGUUGUGUACAAAAAAACCCUGCCAAUUGUAGUUAUUUUAUUUGUAAAGCCAGUAAUGAUAAAUAUUUUAAAUGGUUAUCAGCAUAUUGUUUUCUGCUAGUUGCCCAUCAGCCAUUUGACAGGUUCUUAUUUAUAAAAUAAAGUAGAUCACCUUUGCUUCUUAUGAUGGAGGUAUAUUUUUAUUCUUAUUUUAUUGUUUCUUUUCUUUGGUUUGAUAAACUUAAUGAUGAUGACCACAACAAUGAUUAUUUCUUUAUUUUUUACAUUUUGGGUGCUGCUCUUUUCUUUUCUUGCCAGCAGCAUCGGUUUGUGUCACAAUGCUUCUUUUAUUUCAAACCUGCAUAAUAAAGACUAAAAAGUUUAAAA
Haplochromis burtoni (Burton's mouthbrooder) is the source of this 11568-nucleotide messenger RNA. It is a transcript of the gene tox2, whose product is annotated as TOX high mobility group box family member 2. The transcript is spliced from 10 exons. Gene Ontology annotation, cellular component: nucleus. Bases 7856 to 9583 code for a protein of 575 amino acids. Gene Ontology annotation, biological process: regulation of transcription by RNA polymerase II. Lineage: Eukaryota; Metazoa; Chordata; Actinopteri; Cichliformes; Cichlidae. The record is from RefSeq and is a predicted model, not a curated record. Gene Ontology annotation, molecular function: chromatin DNA binding.